CGGUGGCGGCGCAGGGGGAGGGCGAAGGCGGUGGAGCGAGAUGGUCGCAAGAUGGCGGCUCUGAAGGAGGAGCAGGUCUACGCUCUGUCCUGCGGUCGGCCGGUCAAUAGCGGUAGCAACGUCUCGGUCUUUCACGUCAAGCUCACGGACAGCGCCAUGCGAGCCCUCGAGAACUACCAGGGAAACCAGGUACAAAAGAAUGAGACUGACUCGGGGAAGGAGGACAACAAGAGCUCCAUUCCGUCAAAACCUUCUGUCCAGUUUAAGGAAAGAGAAGGGAAUAUCUCAAUUCCCCAGCGUGAUUGCCCGACAGAAGCACGGUCUUUCACAUUUUAUCUUUCAAACAUUGGACGAGACAAUCCCCAAGGGAGCUUUGACUGUGUAAAGCAGUAUGAAUGCAGUACCGGGAACAAUCAUUUGGAUUUUAUGGGAAGCAUACAAGACAAAAUCACUGUGUGUGCCACAGAUGAUUCUUAUCAGAAAGCUCGGCAAAGCAUGGCCCAAGCCGAGGAGGAAACUCGAAGCCGAAGUGCCAUCGUUAUUAAACCCGGAGGCCGAUUUGUAGGCAAAAAGGUUCAGUUCCGGAAACCGGCCCCAGGAGCGGUUGACCCUGCUCCUUCCAGGAAGCACCCCACACCCGUCAAUCUGGCCAACGCCAUAAAGAAGAGCAUGAACAAUGUUUCUCAGCGGCCCAUAAAAGACCGGGUGAUGCACUUACUGGCACUAAAGCCUUACAAAAAACCCGAACUGAUUCUGAGGCUGCAGAAGGAUGGACUCGUGCAGCCGGACAAGGAGCUGUUGGAUAGCAUCCUGCAGCAGGUAGCAAACACUAGUGCCAAGGACAACACAUCCACUCUAAAAGAUUGUUUAUACAAAGAUGUUCAGAAGGACUGGCCUGGAUAUUCCGAAGGAGAUCAGCAGUUACUAAAAAGAAUUCUGAUUCGGAAGCUUUCUCAACCACAGAAUACAAAUAACCCUCCUGGAAACACUCCUUCUAGGAGCCCAUCCAAAGACCAGAAGAGCUCUUCACCACCUCCUCAGAAACGACCCCAGCCACUGGAUUUCAUUGAUCCACUAGCCACCAAGAAGCCCAGAAUCUCUCAUUUUGCUCAGAGAACGCAGCAAGGUUUAAAUGGGAAAGCGAACUCUUCCAACGGCAAAGAGGCUCCCCCUGCUGCGGUCCAGGCAACGGUGCCCGAUUGUGUUAGUUCCAGCUCUCAGUUGCCAGGCCAGGCACUUCCAACAUCUCAUAACCCCCUUGCUGCUGUCAGCAAGAGUGUGUGUCAAAAUGGCAAAGACUCCAAGAAUCCAGGGGCUCCUGACAAACCGAGCCUCGGUCCGCCGAUAGACUGUCCUCCGACGAGCAAUCAGAACUCUAGCUCGUUGCAUGGAAAAACCAAGAAAAAAUCCAAAAAGCACAAAGAAAAGGAGAAGAACGAAGAGAAGCACAAAGAGGGGAAACAGGACUCUGGCCUCCCAAAGAAUUCCGAAGUCAAAACGAGCAGUUCCAGGCAGGAUGCCACAGGUUUAAAUGGAACAUGCAAUAAUUCUAGUGUUCCAACAUCAACAUCGGAAAUGCCAGAUUAUUUAUUAAAAUAUACUGCUAUUGCCUCGUUGGAGCAGCGUCAGACUUAUAAGAACGACUUUAAUGCUGAGUACAAUGAGUACCGAGAUUUGCACGCCCGAAUAGAGAGGAUAACACGACGGUUUACACAGUUAGAUUCCCAGCUCAAGCAACUCACCCAGGGUUCGGAAGAAUACAAGAUUAUACAUGAUCAGAUUCUACAGGAAUAUCGAAAGAUUAAAAAGACUAAUGCAAACUACAGCCAAGAAAAGAACCGUUGUGAAUAUCUCCACAACAAACUGGCCCAUAUAAAAAAACUGAUAGCAGAAUUCGACCAACAGCAACUUCAGUCUUGGCAUUAGGACCUGGGCUAAAGAAACAUAUGGGCGCUGGACAUGUUUCACUGUACAACUAAAAUUUCUUUCUACAGACUUGCAAGUAAUCUGAUUUCUGAUGUGAAGCCCCUUGCGCGACAGGGGCGGGGAGGGGAGUCGGGGAGUCGAGGGGGUGGAGGGUGCUCCUUCAAAGGACAAAGGAGUCAGCUGGCAGAACUGGCUCCCAGCUUAAUUCUAUUAAGCUUGACCUUCCCUGAUGAGGGGAAGUGGGGAAAACAAAAAGGUAUCUAUUUAAAAAAAGGUUUCUCGUUUUAUGGUUUUGUUGGUUUUUUGGUGUUUUUUUUUUUUAAAAAAAAAAAGAGAGAGAGAGAAGGAGAAAUAAAGGAAACUCACUCAUUUGAAGCCAGCACACUCAACUUCUAAAGGCAGAUUUGCCUCCAAGCAAAUGAAACACCCAAAGGUUAUGAAUACGCUAGAGAUUUUCAUGGACUCCACUUUGGAGAGGGAAGUCGGCUCCCACCCUACCCCCUGAGCCAGGCUUGCACACUGGACUGUGGGACGCACGUCGGGUAAACCGGGAUGCGCCCUUUCCCCUUCUCCGGGGCCUGGGUCCCCAUCGCCUCACAUUGACCCCUCCAGCCCUCACGGCUCCCUGCCCCAAGGUUCAGUGGGUGGAGUUCGUCCAGGGUCCCCAGGAGGCAGCCGGGAGAAGGGACGCCGGCUCCUUGGUUCUCCUGCCUGCUCUGCCCGCCCGGAGGCCGUCAUAGGAGUUUUGGGCAGCGGCCUUUGGCAGUGGGUACCCACCUCUUCAAUCUGCAUCGUGCUUUGAAUUCCCCAUGCCAGAAGACUUUGAGACCUGUCUGUCUUCAACUUUUCUAGUUUUAUAUGAAGACAGCCAAUUUUAUUCAUUGCUAAUGAGACUAUGGUCUAUUUUUGUAUAAAAGAAGCAUCUUUUUCUAAAUCUGUGCCUCCCUUUUCCUUUUAGGCCAAGUGUCUGAAUCUCUUUCCUGUGUUCUAAUUGCAGUAUUACUAACGCUCCAGAGAAGUUAUUUUGUUAUUUGUAAUGACCCUUAGGAGAGAAUUCAGGAGAACUUUGGGGGAGGUGACAUGUUUUUGGUGGGGCUUUUAGCACAUUUCCAAAGAAGGCUCUCGGAAGGGGACCGUGCUCCAGGCCUUUCUCGCCCCAUCCAGUCAGCUUCCUGCCACAGCCCGCUGGCCCCUUUCAUCCGAGAUGACUUGCCGGGGGCCUUUCUGUGCCCGGCCUCAGUGAGAGGGGAUGGGGGCUGAGGGUGGCGGGGAAAGAUCUGAGUUGGUUACCUCUUCGGUGAGCCUGAUUUGUUUGUUUGUUUGUUCGUUUGUUUGCUUCACUACACCCCUCGCUCCUGCCAGUUCAGGGAAACCUAACUCUCCCCGACAGCCACUUUGUGUCGCCAACUUCACCAACUCCAUGUGGGUGUCUGUGUUCAAAAGAGGCAUCUGCUGCCCUAGAAUAGCCCCAGAGCCCCAGAACCAGAGCCCUCGCAGUUGUCUGGACCAUCGUGGGGCGGGGGCCGAGUUUGUCGAGGGUUAGCCCGCAGGGAGGCGGCGCUGGGAGGGUCUCUCCCUCUCCUCAUCGGCCUAGGCGCCCUUCGCUUUUUGGUGGCACUAGUCUGGUGGGUGGGUGGGAGAGGCUCAUGGAGCAAAUCCCCUGUUUGCUGGAUUCCUUGUCCCCCGGACUCAAAGUCUGCAGCAACUUUUUAGGUCUCUCUUUGCUGUCGGUCACCCUGUUCAAAUCAAACGCAAUUGAAAAUGAUCAUCAGUGAUGUUUAAAUCAUCGCUCUGGCUGUCGGAGCUUCAUUGGCCAGGGCGAAUCUUCGCGCGGUGAGUUCUAGCCACCCCUCCCCCGCCCCUUUCACUCUUCUCUCUGAGACUGAUCGGUGUAAUACGAGAGGUUGGGGCUUGGGUGUCUGGCACGAUGGAGCUGGGGCCGGCCACUGGAUGAGGCCUUCUCCAGCUUCCCAUGAAGAGCUCAGCCAAAGGCCCGUUCUUAACCGGUAGGAGGUCGGAAGCUGAGGGCAGGAUGGAAAUUUGAUUUCUCUCGCCGACCUAACCAGAUGGUGUCAGACCAAGGGACCUUUAAUGCAGCAAAAUGUGGCAUUUAAGGAGGAAAGAGUUGUCCCCGAGUGAGCUUUAUCGGCUGCCGGGUUGGCUCGCGGCGUGAAUUAUUUUCCAUAGCAAAUGGUUCUGUUGUGGAAACGGCAACGACCCUUCCAUUUUCAGAGAUGCACAGAUGGUUAAAGAGAGGACCCAGGUUGGUGGGGGGUGGGGGGUGGGGGGCACUGAUGACGGCUCAAAGUCUCACCACGCUGGUUCAGUGGCCCACCUGCCUCGGUCUGUACCAGUGCUGGGUAUCACACCGGUGUGGAUUGGGCCGAGUCGGGCUUCGAUCUGUUCUCUUGGGCACAGUCCGGCCCCGAGUGCGGUUCCCGGAGGAGGUAGGUGUCCAGUUGGCCUGUUGCCGGGCUUGCCAAAACCUCUCGGGACGUGAUCCCUCAUUCGCUUUGGGCUGGGUCAGGAAGGGGAGAAGAGGUCACGACCCAGGUUCUGAUGGGCAGGUGGUUAACUUGGCCCAGGGCCCCAGGGAGCCAUCUCUGGAGCCUGGCCUCUGCCGAGGCUGGCGGGUUGUUGGUGGGAUGUCGCUGGGAUGUCUCCAGCGGCCUUGGGGAUUUGAGAUGUUGCUUUGAAAACCAACUUGAGGCAAGUGGUUUGUAAGCAUCGGGGCUUUCGCAGGUGGAUUUUUUUGUUGUUUUUUGUUUUGUUUUUUCCAUCGCUCACUUCCAAAGAACCGGUAUCUACAUCUGCAGUGUGCCAGUGCGCGCGUGCACACAUAAGCACACACGCACACACACGCGGCCAACACGCAGCGCUGACCCUCCUUCCCAGAGGGCUGCUGUGGACAGUUUGAGGGCAGCAGGUUCUCUGAGGCUCCCGGUUCUUCCAUGGAAACACUUCUCAUUCUGAUCCAUCAUGUUUGGAAAAUUUUUACUGGGGGGCGGGGGGGAGCGGGGAGGGAAGGGGUAAAGUAUAUGAAGAGAUCUCAAACUUUAUACAUCUGCUCUAUGGGUAUUUUUGCAGACAGAGUUGUAUACAAAAAUGUAUUGUGUACAUUUACUUGUAUAUUCUGGAACUUGUAGAAUUGGGAUAUAAAAACUGAAAGAAAAAUAUUUAACAAUAUCAAAACUGUGAGACCCAAUUAGCAUUCAAUGACUUUAUGCUUCACUUCUUUUGGACUGUUUAAAAACAAAUUUUAGUCAAAUCUGCCGUUUUUAUUUUUAAGGAAUUUUGAAGUUGAGCAAAUUUGUGCUUUUGGGUUAAUAGAAACCAGUUCUAGGUGGUUAAGUAUGAUCUAACUUAUUGAUACUGUGUUUUACUUUGUAAUAUUGUACUGUGGAUAAAAUUAUAUUGAGCCAUGGAGUUGGAGUUUACAAAAGCUUUCCCUUUGCCAAAAUGUUACAGUUUCAAAGGCAGCCUCGUCUUCAGCUUUCCUAAUGUUUCUUAAAGAGCUAGUGUCCUUUUUGUACACUAAAAAGCUGAAUGCUCAUUUUGCAACAUAUAAUAAAAUUCACUGUAUUGGAAAACA
This is a messenger RNA of Ornithorhynchus anatinus (platypus), 5518 nucleotides long. It is a transcript of the gene ELL, whose product is annotated as elongation factor for RNA polymerase II. Gene Ontology annotation, molecular function: cis-regulatory region sequence-specific DNA binding. NCBI's taxonomy places the organism in Eukaryota, Metazoa, Chordata, Mammalia, Monotremata, Ornithorhynchidae. Gene Ontology annotation, biological process: transcription elongation by RNA polymerase II; snRNA transcription by RNA polymerase II; positive regulation of transcription elongation by RNA polymerase II. The transcript is spliced from 13 exons. Gene Ontology annotation, cellular component: transcription elongation factor complex. The record is from RefSeq and is a predicted model, not a curated record. The coding region runs from base 52 to 1926 and encodes 624 amino acids.